AUGUCAGCUGGCCCUUCACAAUUCCUACCUCCUCAUAUCAGAGAAUGGAGUUUGGAGGAUUUUUUGCAACACCAUCCCACCAAGUUUAAUGGAAAAGUCAGUCCUGACGAAGCUGAUCAAUGGAUGAAGGAUAUGGAAAGGGUGUUUGAAGCUAAGAGAUGCCCUGCAGAAAAGAGGUUGUCUUAUACUGUUUAUAUGCUCAUCGGUGAAGUCGAGCAUUGGUGGGCGAGUAUGAAGUUGAUGUUGGAAGAGAAAAGAGAGGAAGUGUCUUGGGAUGUGUUCAAAAAGUGUUUCCUGACAGAAUAUUUCCCAGAUAGUAUCUGGUAUGCUAAGGAAGUUGAAUUUCUCCAAUUGGUACAUGGAAACAUGUUCGUGGCAGAAUAUACAGAAAAAUUUAAACAUCUGGGACGUUUCCAUACCAUAACUGUUGACAAAGAAUGGAGAUGUCGGAAGUUUGAAAAUGGCCUUAGAGGUGACAUUAAGUUAAUGGUGGCACCCCUAUCUAUUAAGGAUUUCCUUACCUUAGUAGAGAAAGCCAGAGUUAUGGAGAAGCUCAAAGCAGAAGUAGAAGUCUAA
Molecule: messenger RNA, 576 nt
Organism: Vigna unguiculata (cowpea)
Lineage: Eukaryota; Viridiplantae; Streptophyta; Magnoliopsida; Fabales; Fabaceae
Molecular function (GO): zinc ion binding; nucleic acid binding
Source: RefSeq, a predicted model, not a curated record